AUGGAACAAUGGGCAAACAGAAAACUCAAACUUCUCAGCUCAGACCCAACCAGUGCGAAAACAAAACGCAACCCGUUCUUUGAAAAGGGUUGUGAAAAAGAUACAAUUUUGCAGGCUCAGCCAAAGAAAACUCACCGAUCAGCAAUGUUGGAGCAACAAAAAUGGACUCGAAAAAAAGGAGCUUGA
Messenger RNA from Sphenostylis stenocarpa, 186 nucleotides. The record is from the annotation of a GenBank genome assembly. Lineage: Eukaryota; Viridiplantae; Streptophyta; Magnoliopsida; Fabales; Fabaceae.